Acanthamoeba castellanii str. Neff is the source of this 579-nucleotide messenger RNA. RefSeq lists its product as uncharacterized. The record is from RefSeq and is a predicted model, not a curated record. Lineage: Eukaryota; Discosea; Longamoebia; Acanthamoebidae. The transcript has a single exon. The coding region runs from base 1 to 579 and encodes 192 amino acids.
AUGAUCCUGCUCGGCGCAGGACUGGCACCCUUCACCGGCGGAGCGAGCCUUGCCCUGACCGUCUACGGAGCGGGCCGCGUCGUGGCGGAGGAAACGGUCAUCGCAAGCCAAAGCCACGUCGCCCCAGUCUACAAUCUCAUUCCCGACUCGAGCGAACUCAGGAACGAACGAGUGGUCUUGCUGGAGGUCAUGUACUGCCACAUCGUCGGUGACGACAUCGGUGGCGAGAUGGCGGACGCGGGAGCCACCCUUCUCGCGCGUGGCAUGCUGAUCACGACACAGGCCGCGCACCACCACUACGUCAUCCUCACGCUCGAAUCGGGGGCGCUUGUCUACAUGGACAAGCACAACAAGCGCAACAUUCGCGUGCGCACGGACAAGAAGGGGUUGAACAUCGUCGGGGACCGGUGGCUGCGCGGCGAAGUGCUCAAGUCCACAGCCCCCACUAGAUGGGGCGGGAACGUAAGCCUGAACGACCUCGUCAACAAGGCCUCGAGCAGUAACCUCGAAUAUUACCACCUUAUCGACAGCAACUGCCAGCAUUUCGCCGAGGAGCUCUACCAAUUCGUCCAAGCGUGA